ACUAACCUUAACGAAAUGGUUCCUUCGAGUGUGGCUCUCGUGGCGGUACUUUUACCUCUAGCAGUGCUCAGUGCGCCAACCGUGCACCUGCAGGAUGGUGUCCACAUCUCAUCUGCUUCUGGUGAGUCUUCCGACAACGACCGCUCGGUGACGGAACCGGGCACGAUAAUGAAACCCCAUAUUGUGGAGCCCACCUGGAUAACGGUGACGAUGCCACCGUUGGCGUACAACCAGCCAGUCGGAUCCAUAAACCAGCCCCACGUGAUGCCACCGUACGUCGGAUACUUCGCUGUACCGCCCCAAUAUCAGCCACCAGUGGCCAAUUCGUGGCCCUCGUACUACCCGGCACCCAACAUGGUCGUUCUGCCGCCGUAUCCUGGCAAUCAUCUGUGCAACCAGCCGGCCAGCUCGUACCGUGUGAUAUAAAACCGGAGUCCCAAGC
Molecule: messenger RNA, 442 nt
Organism: Anopheles nili
Lineage: Eukaryota; Metazoa; Arthropoda; Insecta; Diptera; Culicidae
Exons: 2
Coding region: 16-426 (136 amino acids)
Source: RefSeq, a predicted model, not a curated record